AUGGCAAAGCUAAUCAGAUGGUUUUCGGAGGUUGUCAAGGCCCCGACAGAGGCCCUCCGGGAGCGAACGGAGCAGUGGGCGGCCACUGUGAUGGUUGCAAGGAGCUUGGGACGAUGUGUUUCGCUGGAGCUGGUGGUCAGGGACUUCUGGCUCCGGAGAGGGGUUAAGGGGGAAAUUGCUCCGUAUGGCCUGGAGAGGGGAUUGCUCCUCUUUCGGUUCGAGGUGACGGAGGAACGUGAUCUCGUCCUCCAACGGCCUUGGACUGCAGCUGGACAGGCUCUUGCCCUCGAAUUAUGGAGGCUGGGAUUCUUUCCGGUGGAGGGGGCGAUUACGACGGCACUUCUCUGGGUUCGUCUCCCUUGGCUCCCGGUGGAGUUCUGGGAUGAGGAGGCACUGCAGGAGGUAUUGCGGCUUGUCGGAGAAUUGGUCUCCAUGGAUGAGUGCACGGCGAAGAUGCGUCGGUUGGAGUUUGCAAAGGUGUGCAUUCGGAUUGACCUCGGCCAUCCUCUGCUGUUAGGGGUGCUCGUUGAGGGGCCAUCUGGCCUGUUUUGGCAGCAUUUCGUCUAUGAGAGUGUUGAAGGUGUUUACCUCCAAUGUGGACUUUUUCAUCCACUAGAGGAGUGUUGCCGAUAG
This is a messenger RNA of Elaeis guineensis (African oil palm), 633 nucleotides long. RefSeq lists its product as uncharacterized. NCBI's taxonomy places the organism in Eukaryota, Viridiplantae, Streptophyta, Magnoliopsida, Arecales, Arecaceae. The record is from RefSeq and is a predicted model, not a curated record.